Molecule: messenger RNA, 1371 nt
Organism: Punica granatum (pomegranate)
Lineage: Eukaryota; Viridiplantae; Streptophyta; Magnoliopsida; Myrtales; Lythraceae
Source: RefSeq, a predicted model, not a curated record
CCCCUUAAUUCUCAUGUCAGCCUCAAAAAUUAGAGGGAAGAGUUUCUGUGCAAUACAUUUUGGAGGAGGAGGAAUCACCAUCAGAUUCUCUGCAGCCAUUCAAAAAAUUGGUGGCCAUUAAAAGAUUCUCUCUUUAGAUUCUUUCGUUGUUGCUUCACUCAUUGGCUUGUCUUUCCAUUUGUUUCUUCAAAGAUGUCUCAACCGUAAGCUCUUCUUGGCGGCCAGCGAGGUGACUGUUCUUGAACCUCCUCUGUUAGGAAGACAGCAGUAUAAUGGUUCAAUCAUGGCCAUGGUAACAGUUACGGGAAGGAUUAACAACUACACCCCAUACUUAGAGCACUGCUCUCCCCGAGAGACCUAUCUACCCAAAUUUAGGUAUUACAACCCAUCAAACAAGACGGUGGUUUCUCCCAUCUCGAUAAGGAAUCGUUCUGAAGAUUUAAGCACCUCUUUUUCGAGCAGCAGCUGGCACCGACUUGGAGCACACCAUGUUGCUUCAAAGAAAUGGCUGUGCCGGUUGCAUGAUCCCGUGUCACCAGAUGACGAGUACCGUUCAUCUCGCAACAUAGCGAUCAGUCUUUUCAAGCGAUACAGAAAUGCCGUUGAGCGUGGAGGAGGUGACAACUUGAAAGAGUUCAUCAGUGCGGGGGUGAAUGCAUAUGCGCUUGGGUGCACUGAUGAAGGACUAAGAGAUGAACUCACUGACAUGAAGGAAUCAGGUGUCGAAAUCGAAGCCAUGCAGGUUUUCAGUGGAAACACCAGCUUGAAGUCUAAGAUCGUAUUGGAGGAGAUUGACGAGUGCAUUUUGUGGGUGAGCAUUACAUUCAUCACAAUCUUGUGUACGCCACAACCGACUGUUGUUAGAUGGUCAUCUUCACCCCCAGUAUCGGAUGAAAUACUUCUUCAAUGGAAAGGUUUUUGUGCCCUCAUAGCAAACGCAUACUAUAUAAGAGGGAUGGCAUGGCUUCCUGUGAAGACUCUUCAGCUGGAGCAAAUGGCAGUGAUGGGCCAUGCAGAGGAGCCAUCAGUAGUUGCUAGCCGAAUGAGAUUGGUGUUCAGCACUCUUGAGGUAGUGAGUCCACAGUGGCCAAGAGUCUAGUCCAAUGCCUUCUCAGUCAAGCCAAGACAUAUACCAAUUUUUCGGUAUGUAAAAAUUCUCCUUUGUAUGUAAAUGAAUGUUGCUUGCUGCAUAAUGUCUUGCGACUUCAAAGAAUUUUAACGAUGAAGUGCUUCACGAACUUCAAUAUUGCUGUAUAUAUAUGCAUACAGAAAUGUGAAAGUCGGAAGCCUGGGUGUCCAUCUGUAAUUAUAUGGUAAAAACUGCAUUCUGUGAACAAGAAAUAAAACCGAUGCUCAGAAGUUUUAUGUAAA